GUGUGUGUGUGUGUGUGUGUGUCAUUUUCUGACGUUGCUCUGAACUAAUAUCACAUCUAACCUGCGGCUCUACACCACCAGCUUCCUGUCGCCCAUCUGAUCUUCUCAAAACAUCAGAAACUAAUCAGGAAGUACAAAAAUAUAGAAUAAAUAUAAUAUAUAUGAGGUUAAUUUCUCAACCUAAACACCAGAAGUUAGCUGGGUAAGAAGCUAGGGAUGCACAAGCUGCAUGCUUGGGAAUGACAUUAUUGUCCUAUUUAUGCCUGUGUGAUAUUUUACAACCGUACAUUACAUCCACAUGUAUGUGCAGCAUCUGUGUGUGUGUGUGUGUGUGUGCGCAACUUUGCAUGCAUGCAAGUUUGAUGGGUUGGUUUCCAAACGCACAUCAAUAUACACUGAAAAUGUAAAUGCAUAUCUGUAUUAGGGAUGUAACGAUACACAGGUCCGUAACAAACCGGUUCGGUACGGGGCUUUCGAUUCUGCGCACACGUAUACCGAAUAUCGUUUUUACGCGAGGAACGUAGUCCUCAAGUUCGUUGAGUUUUGUUCAUCUCGAAACACAUACACGACAACGACAGGGGUAUUUAAAAAAAAAAGAUAUAAACUAGAGUUAGCGCAGCUUCAUUCCGUUUGCGAACACGCAUUUGUUUUUACCGAUGAGCCAAAAACCCUAUGCGCUAAUCCGGCGAUUAAAACGGUCCGUGUGGAAACAUAGCGAAAACUCCGUUUGGUGUCCUGAUGAUUUAUUUCCCUUUAAAACUCCAUAAUUACUUUAAAGCAUUUAAAAGAAUAUUUUGUCUUCAUUCGCUUUAUUGAGUAUAAAUAUACUAGUUAUAAACACGCAUUCGCUUAAAGUGUCCGUAUUUUUCCGUAUGAGCGUAAAUGUAAGAAUAACGUGGAUAUGACGAUUUUUUGGUUUAUUUUUUUAAGAUUCGUUCUGCGAUUGUCUCGCGUCCAAUUGAAAUCGGCUCCGUUUACAGUAAAGACGACAAUUUCGUUUUCCGUAGUCGUUGCCAUGACCCAUCUGGACGGUUCGAAUCGUAUACGGACGUGCACGUAGUGAAGAGUCCCAGUUGUGUGUUUUGAGUUUUUUUUUUCCAGGUUUCUGGGGUCCCGGAUCGGUCCGUCGAGGAAACGGAAGUCGAUGCGUGUUGUUGUUUUCGUGACACGAACGUUUUCCCGACAGAUAAUCAGAGUAGAAAUAAACAGGAUUGAAAAGUAAGCGAAGUGUUGGAGGGAGAAAAAAAAAGCAAGUUAGAAAACGGACGUCCAGAUUUGGAAUGCUGGUUUGUGUUUGAUUUGUUGUUGUUGUUGUUGUUGUUUUUUUUCCAUAGGCACAAUACGCGCCACCAAAAAUUCUGGGACGGGGCUUUGUGAACAUGGGUGGGGCAAAAACUUCAGCAUUCACAUUCCGGACCUUCAUAAAUCACCUAUGCGAUGCUGACAAACACCAUUUUGUGGAAAAACAGGAUGUGUCCGAUUCAUCGUUUGAUAUCAAGACGUUUGGAAUGUUCUAUCGGAAUACCGAAUUGUUCUGUCGCCGUAGCGUGUUCGCUUUUCCAGGCGACGGAAAGGGCGAAGACCAGGAGGGUUCUAAAGAAGCGAGUCAAAAACAGAAGAAGAGCAAAAAAGAGCCGGAGCAGGAUGUCGAGAGGGUCGAGCCUGCCGUUGCCGAGGGGGACGACGGCCGGCAGGCGGAGGCGGGCCAAUCCGAGGCCUCUGCCCCCGAACCCGCUGCGGCCCUCGGCUCUCCGGAAGCUUCUUCCUCGGCGAAGCAGCGGCGCUCCAUCAUUCGGGACCGCGGGCCUUUGUACGACGACCCCUCGCUGCCUCAGGGCUGGACGCGCAAACUCAAACAGCGCAAGUCCGGACGGUCGGCUGGCAAAUUCGACGUCUACCUGAUCAACCCAGAAGGGAAAGCCUUCCGUUCCAAAGUGGAGCUCAUGGCGUACUUCCAAAAGGUGGGUGACACCACCACAGACCCAAAUGACUUUGACUUUACGGUCACGGGGCGCGGGAGCCCGUCGCGCAGGGAGAAGAGACCGCCGAAAAAGCCCAAAGUGGCCAAGCCGACGGGCCGAGGGAGGGGCCGGCCGAAGGGCAGCGGUAAGGUACGGCAGGCCACGGAGGGCGUAGCGGUUAAACGAGUGGUCGAAAAGAGUCCGGGCAAACUCCUCGUCAAGAUGCCAUUUGUGGCCCCGAAAACAGAGGCGGGGUCGCCGUCCGGGCAUGUCCCUGUCAUCAAACAGCGGCCAGGGCGGAAAAGGAAAGCGGAAAAAGAGCAGGUGAGCGCGCCCAAGAAACGCGGCAGGAAGCCGGCGGCCGCUUCUCAGGCAGCGGCAGGAGGGACGGGUUCGAGCGUGGCGUAUGCUGCCGCGGCCAUGGCAAUGUCAGAAGCUAAGAAGAAGGCGCAAAAGGAGUUGGUGGCCAAGCCUGUGCAAGAGAAAGCCCUCCCCAUCAAGAAGCGCAAAACACGCGAGACGAUGGAGGAGGCGGAAGGGUCCACUGUGACCACACCCGAGGCACCGAGCAGCGUAGCAAAACGACCCACAAGUCAAACGCCGACCUCCGCUGGAGCGGAGUCGGAAAAGGGACAGAAGCAUCACAAGCACUCGGGCCGAAAGCAUAAGGAAGCAAUGGAUCCUGGGAAUGGCAGCAGCAGUGGGCCGAAGGUCCACAAAAAAAGAGAUCAGCGUGAGCAACAACUGAAACACCUCCACCAUCACCAUCAUCACCACCACCACCAACACCACCUGCCCCUGAUGGAGCCAUCCAUCUUCACCCCGCAGGCUCACCAGCUUUCCCUCGGCCACUCCAUGCACGGAGGACCCCCGGUGGAGAACGAGCCCCAGGACUUGAGCACUUCCAGGUCGAGACAGGAGCCGUUAGCCUGCAGGGAAGAAGCCCGGACCGACAGUCACACGGUUAGAGACACUUCAGGCAAGAUGGCAGCAACAGAGUUGCGAACCCAACAGCAGCAGCAGCAUGGCACUGUGACAGGGGAUGGAAAGGAACUGAGAGACAUUGUUCCUCCUUCCGCCGUUCCCAGGCCGAGUCGAGAAGAAACAGUCGAGUCCAGGACGCCUGUGAGCGAACGCGUGAGCUGAAGGACGUGACUGACAUUCGGACUAACUGACCAAUCAGCAGCAGCGGCUGUGUUCUAGCGCAGGAAUAGAGGCACUCACAGGGGGAGGAGUUUAAUUUUUUCUUUUUUUUUUUUUUUUUUUUUUUUUUAAACAAAAAUGUACAUGUACUUACAAAAGGCAGCUGUUGUGUCGAGUGUCGGAUGAGUGACUCGAAUGCGGCGCGACGAUCCGAUUUCCGGCGUCCCGCUUCUGAAAGGAUUCUUUUUUCGUUCGCCCGUUUUUUGUUUUUUUUUAAACCGUUAUACUAAUAUAGAAAUUGUAGGAACCACGUGUUAUUGCUUCGUUAGAGCUUCUAGGAAAUCGCAAGAUACUGAGAUAGUAACGGAUGCACAAGUCACCCGGAAGCUGAUUUACAGCGAUGCGUUCGCUGCCAAAACCAGACCAUCCUCCUUUUUUUUCUUUUAUUAUAAUAAGUAUUAGACGAAGGCAGUCUGGUUGACUGAAUGAAGUCAGUUCUCUCGAAAAGGCCACAUUUAAUGGGGGGGACGGGACUCCAGCGGUCGUACUCGUACCCCAUCAAUCACGUUUUAAACACGUCUGAUUAAAGGUUAAUCAAACCCUUAGCGACAGAUGACGAGGAUGGUUUUUAAAAGUUUUUUUUAAAGUUUUUUUUUGGAAUUUUAGGACCUUAAUCACGCGCCGCUAUGGCUGGUUACAUCCCGAACCCAAACCUGGACGUCUCUCCUCUCAUUUGAAACGGCGAGAGGUGGAGAGGAAUGUCUGAGCGCUGAGGAAUCUCGCCAUCUGUUUCAGCCGUGUCGGAUAGCAGACUCGCAGUGUAGGAGGGCAGUAGGGAAGGUUUUCUCUGUUACACUUUCUUUCUUUCUGUGUGUGUGUGUGUGUGUGUGUGUGUGUGUGUGUGUGUGUGUGUGUUUGUGUCCGGGUGGGGAGGGUUAUGCACAAACGGAUUUGUGAAUAAGCACGGUCCAAAUAAGUGCGUGAAACGAGAAUGAGGGGUAAAAAAAAAGAAACGAAAUUCCAAAGCAGUGCUUUCUAACAUGAUUUCUUCCUCUUAAUUACCCCCCCCGCCCAACCCCCCCGACUUAUCUUUCUAGCUUUUUUCUGUUUUUUUUUCCUCUUUCUUUACAAACAUAAAAAAUUGAAACCAGUGGCCUUGUGUUUCCUGAACACAUCACAGCCAUUUUUUUUUGGACUCCUUGUCAUGGCGAUGGAACGCAAAUAGGGAAGUGGACGUGAUGCGAAGAGACGACAUGCGCGCUAUAUUUACUAGACUUCCCCUCGUACGACAGCUGCGACAGCUCACACGAGACAUUUGCUUUUCUUUUUUUUCUUACAUGUUGACUCCGUUCAAAUCUUGAUGCAAAAAAAGAAAAAAAAAGACACAGACAAGAAACAUGAAGCACUUCGUUAAGGUCGCUCCCGGGAUGAAACAUCUGGAUUUUUACAGGGUGGCCAACUUGAAAACGGAGAGCCAAAGUAAAAAAUAAAUAAAUGAAAAAAAGUAAAAAAUAAAAAAAUAAAAAUCAGCAUGGCAAAAAUGUUUACGUUUUGAAUAUUCGCACAGUUUCGGUACGUAUCCUGGACCACUUCAGUUCUCCGGACAAACCCGUAGAGUGGAAGCCUUCAAGAGGGUUUUUAUAAUUGUGCUUGUACGAUAUUUCCAGAUAGCUGGGCCUCCACCCUCUGCAGCCCCACCCUAUUCGAUCCAUAUAUACUUUUCAAAGUCACGUGUGUUUGUUUCCGUGUCCGUUUUAUCUUCUAGACAGAAGCUCAGCGGUCGUGAGGUACAUCCUUCCUCAUUUUGUUCCUCUCGCCGACUUUUUGAUUCCACUCUGCCCCGGGUGAGCCGCGAGACACCGACACGAGGCACAAAAACAAACCACGUAACGCCGGAGUCGAAGCGUGGUGGUGGUUGCAACGAGACGCGAUCGAUGUACAGAAACGGUAUAGAGGCGUAUAGAGAUGAGGCCUGACCACAGGCUAAUCUCGUGGCUGUUGUAUUUAGAUGGAUACCAAUUAAUGGCCAAUGAUGUUCAAGUGGAGGCCGUUAUGAAGGGUCACGGACUGGCAUUUAUGGCAGUGGAAUCGAUUCAUUAGUGAUACAGACGUCCUGUAAAUGUGUAUAUUUUUUUUUCAUUAUGUAAGAAGCCUAAACCUCCUAGUGAUACUAUCCCUGCUGAUGAAAAGUCACUUUUUAUUUUAAUUUUUUAUAAAUACAGCAUAUAGCCAUGUUGUAGUGUAUCUAAUCCUAAAUGAGCAUACAUUUUUUUUUACCAUUUAUAAAUGGUAGGAAAAAAAACACCCGUCUGUAGUUGACUGCGUAGAUUCAAACAAUUAAAAUAUUUCGACUCAUAUUUUACUAUUAAGUGCCACCACUCCCUUUUUUUCCUCCAAAUGUCUAAAUAUAUAUAAAACAUUUUUAUAAAUAAAAGGUCAUUGCAGAGAAGAGCCGGCAUGAUGCUCGACGCUCCUCGUCCUUACGCCUCCUCUCUGCCUCGACCCUCGCCAGCGGGGAAGAGGACACGGAGAAACUAGAGCACUUGUGCUCUGGAGAAAAGGGCUAUGAAAUAAUCGAAAAAAGAAAAAAAAAGACAGCAGAACGAACGAUACGAAAGGCGUUCUCCUAGACGCUUUCGUAACACGGUUCCUUGCUCGAGGUCCGACCACUGAGGUCUUGAGCAUCUUCAGAUCCCACUAGCUUGCUCUGUUCCGGGAGAUCGCUCGUAUCUAGCAUGUCCGGUGCACCCGACCUGCCGGAACAGGGAUCUUAUCCAGCGGACUAUGACCUAAAUACGGCGGGUAGACGCUGUCAUCGUCCCUGGUCUGACUAAUCUGAGAGGGGAGGCGUGAGGACUGCGGCGUCGAGUAAACAAGCUUGGUGCGGAACACGUCCACGCGAGAGGGGGGAAAAAAGUAGAAAAAGCACGAAGCAAGGCCUGCCACAGAAUGGCCUUCGUUUCAAGGAUCGCUUCGUUUUAAGGAUUGGACCAAAUCGAUCCCUGAGGUGGGUUGAUUGGUCUCUUUUUUUUUUUUCACCCAAGCAGGAUCCCCAUCAAUCUUUGCUGUGCCAUUUAUUAUUUUGGUCAUUGUUUGUCCGUAGAGAAGACGCUUCCAUGUAACUUUUCCACUUACACCGUGAUUGAUGCUUUUUUGUAGCACUCAGUGCCCACUGUCAAAAAAAACAAACCCACACAAACCACAACGGGGAUCCUAUAACAACACGUGAUGUUACCUUAUUAUAUCGGUUUUGUGCCUCUGGAAGACAAAUAUGCUAUGGAAUGUCCUCGUGUCCCUGUAGCGCGAAAUCUACAUGCUAUGUACGUGAAACAUGUAACAAUAUGCAUGAUUGCCAUUAGAAUUAGUACAUUGCUUGCCCUUUACUAUACUUCGUAACGGCGUUCUUUCUUUUUUUUUUCUUUCUAUUUUUUUCCCUCAUUUUUUUGUUUUGUUUUUUUAUCUCUGGAAACACUCCUCUCCGAGAGCCAGCCAAAAAAAAAAAAAAAAGUCUGAGCGCAGGAUUUUCGAAUCCUGAACACAGCGAAAAUACAAGGUCACUUGUAUGUUUGUGCACUUCAGUAAAAAAUGGACAAAAAAAAAACUUUAAGUUGGACAAGAUGUUUUUUUUUUUUUUUCCUGGUUUUUUUUUUUUUUCUUUUUUUUCAAUUCCAGUUCUCAAAUCUGAGACGACGGUUACGCAUGGGCUCCCAAAGCUGUUCCUCCUCAACGCUUCCCAGAUGCCAUGGCAGACCUAUUCCGACUAAAUUAUUACUCGUGGAUUGUAGUGAUAUAUGUAUUUUAAAUUUACAUUUUUUUAAAUAAAAUGUUUUUUUUUUUUUUAAAGAAGCCAAUGUUAGGAGUAGACUAUUAAGAGCAAUAGUUAUAUUUAGCAAUUUCUCAACUUAUUUUUUCAUUUAAUUUUUUCCCCCACCAUUUCUCGUGUCUUUAGAUUGUGUACGAUGUUAUAUAUUUGAGGAAAGGAGAAAAAAAAAAAAACACACAUACACAACGACGACAACGUUAAAGCUGACUUAAGCUGACUUAUAAGGAAUGCCUGAAAUACAAAUACAAUUCUAGCACUUGAGAUACAUACAGGAAAAGGAGAAUGAAGGUUGAAUAAAAAAAUAUAUAUAAAAAAACAAAAAAAAAACACCACACGUUCAGCUUCGAGUCUUCAUCGGUAGAACAUUCAUGGUCUAUUUAACAUAGUCUUGUGCCUUGAAGUUUCAGUAAUAGAACUUUAUACGGUAGUUGUGUUUUUAUUCUGAGUCCUGUGUUUGCCUCUUGUUGGUAUCCAGUGCUUUGGCUGUGUUGAGGAUUUCUAGAGACGAUAUGAUAUGUUUGUCUUCUUUUUUGUUUCUUUUUUUUUUUUGUUUUUUUUUCUUUGUACAGGAAAAACCACAUUUGAAAUAAAUUAGGACAAAUGUUACCUGGGCAAUAUUGACUGUGUAGAAGGGUUAUAGGUUCUUCUUCUUAUUAUUAUUAUUAUUAUUUUAAUCCCUACUAUGUUGAAUGUGUCUCUUGUUGGAUGAAGUGUUCUCUAUUUUAACAUUUUAAUGUUUCAAGUCAUUUCAUAUAU
This is a messenger RNA of Silurus meridionalis, 7683 nucleotides long. It is a transcript of the gene mecp2, whose product is annotated as methyl CpG binding protein 2. Gene Ontology annotation, cellular component: nucleus; heterochromatin. NCBI's taxonomy places the organism in Eukaryota, Metazoa, Chordata, Actinopteri, Siluriformes, Siluridae. The transcript is spliced from 3 exons. Gene Ontology annotation, molecular function: double-stranded methylated DNA binding; methyl-CpG binding; chromatin binding. The record is from RefSeq and is a predicted model, not a curated record. Gene Ontology annotation, biological process: negative regulation of transcription by RNA polymerase II. Bases 1380 to 3107 code for a protein of 575 amino acids.